Molecule: messenger RNA, 1079 nt
Organism: Branchiostoma belcheri (Belcher's lancelet)
Lineage: Eukaryota; Metazoa; Chordata; Leptocardii; Amphioxiformes; Branchiostomatidae
Exons: 2
Coding region: 19-987 (322 amino acids)
Source: RefSeq, a predicted model, not a curated record
GUUUGAAUUUAGGGCACAAUGGCUGUACUGAAGCUGCAUCAUCCCAUUCAAGGGCAAGUUUUGUUCAUUCUGAUGCUAGGUUUUCAUGCCGGGGACUUUGCCAAGAAAGAUCACGACAGGAGGAACCUCCUUUAUGGAGAGAGGGGUGCUGAUCGAGACCACUGUUCCUUCACAGUGAUGAUUCCUAAGGCAGAUACACAGAAGUGCUCCAGCCCAGCUUACAUCACACGUGAGAUUCGAGAACUUCGUGCCGCGAACAACAACCUAACGUCCUUCUUCUCCGCUCUCCACGACCAGACCGUCAGACAGCGAGCGACGCUGGGAGCCAUGGAGAGGCGCUACAAGGAGGACUACUCUGAGGACAUCAAACGCCUGGAACAGGAAAACAGAUUCCAGAGUGCCCUUAUCAAGCGGCUUGAAGUUCUCAUUGAUAGAAAAACCAAGUCGAUACCAACAAGGGGUCUGGAGGAGCGCCGUCCGAGUACUUCCCUCAACCUGGAAAAGCUGUCCGACCUAGAUGCCGACCUUGUCCGCAAACGCUUGGACGAGCAGGCCCACAUGAUGGACAUUCUGGAGCAGCUGACCAAGCGGCUGGACGGGGAAAACAGAGACCAGGACGUGAUGGGGGCCAAGCUGGACACCAGGGUGACCGAGCUGUCCGAAACGGUGGCAUACCUGUCCACGGCCUUCAAGACGUUGGAGAAGGAGUACCGUCGACAGAUCACUCAGCUGCAAGACAUCGUGGUGGGGCAGGAGGCAGGCUUCGCCAAACACAAGGUGGAGUCACUGCAGAGACAGCUGCUGGUCAUGCAGAAAACAAACUCUCACCUGCAGCACGCACUGGUCAACCAGUCACGUACCAUCCGCAAUCUGCGCCUCAAGGUCAACACCUUGUUCCGCCAGCAAGACGGACUCUUGUUGGCUGAUGGUGAGAGCACUGUUACCAAACUUCUGAGUAAUACUGCAGAACAGUUGCCAAAAGUCUAACAUUGUACAUCUUGCUUUGCUUAAUUGCACAACAAUUGUAAGCAGGUACAAUGCAUGGCAUCUACUUCUAUAUUAACAAAUAUACUAAGUUA